AUGUCUAUGGCAAAUCGAAGGCCAAACCAUGUUUGUGGCGAAAUGGUGGGGGACCUUAAGUUCUUGUACCCACAAACGGCAAAUAAAACCAAUCUAGAGGUGGCAAAAGUGUUCACUAUUAUCGACCCUAGAGUGCCACUACCGGAAGCGGUGAAUGCAAGAUUUGAAUCAGGUGAAAUACGACGGAUCAGAGUCUCAAGCCCGUGGAUGCCUCCGUUUUGUUCUUUCUGCAAAGAGGUUGGCCAUCCUCUCAGGCGGUGUAAGAAAGCCCCCAUCACGUGUAAAGCCUGUAAGUCUACAACUCAUCUACAGGCUGAAUGCACGCGCUCAAAGGCCAAAACAUCCGCCAAAACUGAGAAAGAGCUCAAAAAGAAACCCUCCUCAAAAGCUAUUCAAAGGGUGUAUAUGACAGUUGAUCCCCAGCGGCAUUCUACUGCCUCUUUAAAGAAAUCUGCUAGCUCUUUUAAGAACAUGGAAAAUAGAGAAACAAGCGACAAAGUAGACUCUUCUGCCAGAGGCUCAAUCGAUCGUGUUUCAUCUGAUCAUGGCAGAUCAGAAACUUCAGCUGAGGAAUCUGACUCCUCUGACUUGGACUCAUCAGAAUCUCGUUUCAGUGAUGACUCUGGAUAUACGGAUGUUAUUUCUGCGCGUCAGAAAAAGAAGGAUCGGGGCAGGGGCCCCAAACUCAAGUAA
Molecule: messenger RNA, 693 nt
Organism: Brassica oleracea var. oleracea
Lineage: Eukaryota; Viridiplantae; Streptophyta; Magnoliopsida; Brassicales; Brassicaceae
Exons: 2
Coding region: 1-693 (230 amino acids)
Molecular function (GO): nucleic acid binding; zinc ion binding
Source: RefSeq, a predicted model, not a curated record